AAAAUAAUUUGCAAGCGUGACGUCAUUUGGAAAGCAACGUCAAUCAUUAGCAUGUGCUUAUAUAUAUGUGUGUGUGUGCAGUAACGAGAGUCUUGCAGCUCCAGCAGCAGCAGCAGCAGAAGCGUUCAGCUAUAAGCCUACAAACCUGCAAAGUAUCCGUGGAAAGAAAAAAAAGCAUCAGUAGAAUCAGACAUAACCAGGUACCUUGGGGAGAGGGGGGGGGGGUUGCUGUUAGUUCAGUCAUUAUACGGAAUCUCUGAGCUGCCAGCGCUUUUUCACAGCGCUAUUUAUAGAGUCGAUGCUCUACACGCACACAUCGGCGUCACGAGAGAUGACCGACCAGUGGCUGGACACGUGGGUGUAUAUAUGUCUGUGUGUGUGUGUUCGCGUGCCGCCUUUUGCCGCUGUCACUUUCUUGCGCGCAGUUCUGCGUUGGAGUGAAGCCCGCUGUGGUGGUGGUGGCAGCAACGUUGAAAGAAGAUUCGACGGCCCCCCUCCCCCCCAUUCAUCAUCGAGCACCACCGCCACCAUCGUCAUAUUGGUGUGUCUAUGUAUAGCCCUUACAUGUAUGCGAUUCGCGGAGAGAUUCGUUCAGUAACACGCCAAGGAGGACGCUUGACGCUCUUAAAAUGCUGCGGUAUUUUUGUUUUAUUCAAUGUGUUUUUAAAAGUUUAGCUCACUUUAUACGCGAUUAUAUAUCGGCAUAGAAAUCUCAGUUUUCUCGCAGUGCGAUUUUAAAUAAUAUCACAGCGUAUUAAUAUAUUUAGGGUUGUAUUAUUUAUUAUUACAAAGUAGCGCACAGCAGACACACGCUAAGUUACUUGAAUGGAUAACAUCCCGUGGGCUAGGACCGAAGCCUCCAGUCGGUUUCGAAGACGGGCCAAAUAAGAGCGACAACAUGUUUGUGACUCACGAAAACUCAACCUCACAUCUGAAUGGGACUUCGGAAGGCAUCGGCAGCAGCAACGUGACGAGUCCGGCCGUGGAGCCGAGAAGAGCUGUCACCUUGGCGCUGGUCCUCGGCGCAUUCAUCAUCUUUGCCAUCGCAGGCAACAUCCUGGUGGUCCUCUCCGUGGUCUGCAACAAACACCUGCGCACCGUCACCAACUACUUCAUCAUCAACCUGGCGAGCGCCGACCUCCUGCUCAGCACCACCGUGUUGCCAUUCUCGGCCACCUUCGAGAUACUGGGCUACUGGGUCUUCGGACGGAUCUUCUGUGACAUCUGGGCAGCGCUAGACGUCCUGUGCUGCACCGCCUCCAUCAUGAGUCUGUGCGCCAUCUCCAUCGACCGCUACAUAGGGGUCAGCUACCCGCUGCGCUACCCGACCAUCAUGACCGAACGCCGGGUGCUGCUCAUCCUCAUAGCCGUGUGGGUGCUCGCCAUCGUCAUCUCGGUGGGGCCCCUGCUCGGCUGGAAGGAGCCGGCGCCACCAGAUGAGACCGUCUGCGAGAUCACGGAGGUGCCAGGCUACGCGCUCUUCUCGGCCAUGGGCUCCUUCUACAUUCCGCUCGUCAUCCUGCUGGCCAUGUACUGCCGGGUGUACGUCGCGGCGCGUCGGCAGACCAAGAGCCUCGAAGAGGGCAUCAAGCGGGAGCGCUCGAGCUCCUCCGAAGAGGUCACCCUGCGCAUACACAGGAGGACGAUCACUCCGGGGGAAGACUCGCUCAGGGACACCAGCAAGGGCCCUCACUUCAGGAGCUCCUUGUCCGUGCGGUUCAUGAAGUUCUCCCGGGAGAAGAAGGCGGCGAAGACACUCGGGAUCGUCGUGGGAGUCUUCAUUCUCUGCUGGCUCCCAUUCUUCAUUGCUCUGCCCAUCGGUUCAUUCUUCCCCUCGGUGAGGCCAUCGCAGACCGUGUUCAAGGUGGUCUUCUGGCUCGGCUACUUCAACAGCUGCAUCAACCCGCUCAUCUACCCGUGCUCGAGCCAGGAGUUCAAGAGGGCCUUCCUGCGCGCCCUGCGCUGCCACUGCCGGGAAGGGCAGCGGCGGCGGAGGCAGCCGUGGGGUCUCCACCACGCGUCGUCGUCGGGCAGCAGCUACAGCGGCGGUCGCAAGGGCAGCUCCCACCUCUCCCAGCUCCACGAGGUCCACGGGGGAUACAGCCCAGACGGCCUCUGCGAGAGGAGCCGGAGCCCCGAUGAACCGUCGCCGAACUCGCAGGACAGCCUCAGAGGCUGGAGGUUGCUCAGCACCUCGAAGGCCCUCAGCGGCACCGCGCUGAUACUGGAGCGGGCCAAUUCUCCGCAGCCCGAGACGUAAUGCUGAACGAAUUUCCGUUGAGCGAUUGUACCGCGUAAGUAUAAUCCGAAACGUCGUAUGUGCUGUAUAUCUAUAAUAUAUAUUAAUUGUGAAUGUAUAUAUUGUUAUUAAUAUUAUUAUGGUAAUGUGUUUUAUAGGUCACGAAGCGUAAUUAAAUUAUUGAAAAAAUACAACCCGAUGUGGGGAAAAAAUACAUUCCAAACUAAAGGCAUAUGUCAACGAUACGUCUUUGGACCACGUUUAAGUGGCAGCUGUCGCAUUUUCUCCUGGUCUGUAACGUUUACAACCUAAAGUAGCCUACAUAUGAAGAUGAUGUCGAUUGUGUGUUGGAGUGAGAACUAUAGGCCAUCAAUUCUCGUGCGAAUUAACACAAAACUGGACGCUAAAAACAGACGCCCUUGGGAUUGUCUUGUCGGUGUUAUUUUAAGGCCCCGACUGCAUUUUAAUUGGACGUUCAUUUGUGUAGCGUAUGCGAAAUAAGAUAUGAAAGAGAUUUUAUUAGUUUUCUUGUUUAACUGAGUCAAAGCAACUCGUCCAGAAUAAUAAUAAUUAAAAAACGAUGGUGCCCUCUUGUGGUCACACAUUGGUAUUGAAUUAAUUUUGUACCGUAUUUUUGAUUGUGCACCACGGUUGUUUUCAGUUUAUUUAUUUUGGUAUAGCCCUGUGAGCCAUUCGGCUCUUGAAUCGGGUGCGACCGCAACAAACAAAAAAACACGAACAUGAAAAACAUCUUAAAGUGACUAUGUGUGACUGUGCAAACAGAAAAUCCAGGAAAAAAAACAGCAAAAUAUUCCUGAAAAAAGCACCGUACACCAACGCCGUGUUUGCGGAUCGACGUUUUUGUUGUGGUCGCAAAGUGCAAAUUAUCCCUUUACUGUUAUUGUUUGAACUCACGACGACUUUAAAAGAAAACUACAAAUGGCAAUGUCAGUGAUCGCUUUACGUGAUGUUUACCGUGUAACACUCCAUGGCAUUAUAUGUACCUCCAAAAUGUACAAGCAUCGGUGUGCCUCGAUUUGAUAAACCGAUGUCAGACGUUGUGAAGUUGUUGAUAAGCCUGUAAGAUAUCAACUUUGUGAAUAUUGGAUGAAGUAAAACAAUAAAUAUGUACGUGUUGAAAAUAUAAAA
Messenger RNA from Petromyzon marinus (sea lamprey), 3388 nucleotides. RefSeq names its product alpha-1A adrenergic receptor-like. NCBI's taxonomy places the organism in Eukaryota, Metazoa, Chordata, Hyperoartia, Petromyzontiformes, Petromyzontidae. Gene Ontology annotation, cellular component: plasma membrane. Gene Ontology annotation, molecular function: alpha1-adrenergic receptor activity. Gene Ontology annotation, biological process: positive regulation of cytosolic calcium ion concentration; phospholipase C-activating G protein-coupled receptor signaling pathway; positive regulation of MAPK cascade. The record is from RefSeq and is a predicted model, not a curated record.